CAUCCAUCGCCCGCUGUCAACAUCACCACCAACACCCUUGAGCAUCGGCUCCUACGAUCCCUCCGACUUCGUUUCUCCUUUGCGCUUUCAACAUGCGACGACGACGUACUUGCGCCUCUCCGAGCCGCGUGACAGCAUCUCUGCUGCUUUCAUUCCUCGCCGUGUCCAGCGCCAUAGAGCUGCCUCUCGUCCCACCCGCCCCGAUCUCGCCAAAGCCCGACGGUGCCCCAGUGAAGGAGUUCUCUCUCAAGCACAUAUUCCACCAUGGAACAUACAAAUAUCCAGAGCUUCAUCGGCGGCUCGAUGUGCCCGAAAAGGCGCCCGUCUACAUGGCCGGGGACGAAGAUGCGCAGCGCGAACCCGUUCCCCCGCUACGUGCAAGGUCCGAGAUCAUGAGCAUCCAGAGGCUGGCAGACAGAAGCAAGGAGACAAUCGAUGGUAUUUUAGACUGGGGGCGAAUGACUGGGAAGGCGGUGCAGCUAGCCGCUGAAGACUGGACGGUCGAUGAGAUAGCGGGGCCCAAUGUGUCCGACAAGGAGACCGUGUUAAGCUUCGCACGGAUGGCUUCAAACGCCUACAUACUCGAGCCACAUACUGGGGACUGGGAAGACGUAGGAUGCGGAUUCAACUAUACUGAAGACUUUGGCUGGGAACAGGACGGGCUGCGCGGCCACAUCUUUGCCGAUACCACCAACUCCACUAUCGUCAUCGGCCUAAAGGGGACCUCGCCCGCCCUAUUUGACGGCUCCGAGACGACCACGAAUGACAAGCUUAAUGACAAUUUAUUCUUCAGCUGCUGCUGUGGACAAGGCGGGCAGUACUUGUGGAGGCAGGUAUGCGAGUGUCAGACAGCAGCGUAUACCUGCAACUCCACCUGCUUAGUCGAAGCACUUCAAGCCAAGAACAGAUACUAUUAUGCGGCACGAGACCUCUACCACAACGUCACCGGCCUCUAUCCGAACGCGGAGGUAUGGAUGGCAGGACACUCUCUUGGAGGCGCCGUCUCUUCGUUCCUUAGCCUCACCUAUGGGCACCCGACCCUCACUUUCGAAGCCGUCCCCGACGCCAUGCCGGCAUCGCGACUAGGCCUUCCAGUUCCGCCAGGCCACCAGGUCGGUGCGCUUCAAAAGCGCGAAAUGACAGGAGGUUUCCAUUUCGGACAUACAGCUGAUCCCGUCUACAUGGGAACGUGCAACCAAGCGAGCAGUAUGUGCACACUAGGUGGUUACGCCAUGCAAAGCGUUUGUCACACCGGAAAGAAAUGCGUCUAUGACACCGUCAAGGAUUUUGGCUGGCGUGUAGGCAUUGGCACACACAAGAUUGUCAGCGUUAUCAAGGAUGUGCUGGAAAAGUACGACGAGCCGGCGACAUGUGAGCCAUAUGUCAACUGCACCGACUGCUAUCCUUGGGAGUUCUUUGAAAGCAAUGGUACGGAUAGGACAACGUCCUCUAUAGUUGCUACCUCGACGUCGACAUUGACCAGGACACGGACCGAGACUUGCAAAACACCUGGUUGGUGGGGAUGCCUCGAUGAGUCAACUACCGGGGAGGCCUCGACGACGAUGACGACGACGACGGCGACGGCGACGACGACGACGACGACAAUGAGCACAUCGACUUGCAAGACACCAGGAUGGUUUGGCUGCAAGGACGAUAUCACAACUACAAACAAAGCAACCCCAGCGCCGGCUCCUGCACCCACAAUUAUAACAACAACCUCCUUGUCAACUCCAUCGUCAACGUCCAACUGUAGGCAUAGGGGUUGGUUCGGAGGCUGCAAUGACCCUACUGAUCCUCCUUCUACCUGCUCCACCCCGACUCCUUCUUCUACUUCAACAUCGUGUACAUCAAAGGCUUGGUGGGGGUUGAUAUGCUAUGAUGGCUCCAAGGACUCAAAGGCUAGCGAAGGGGCACCUGUCAUAGAGAGGAUUGAGAUGUGAUCAGACGUUUUGCACAUUCGAAUCGAUAUUUCCUCUCCAACUGAAACCUUUGAUAUAGCACUGGGUUAAGGUAUGAUCCGUACACGCAUGAUGUCUGGCGUUUGGAUUCAUGGGGCGCUUAACUGGCAUGACCGGCGCCCUAGGUUGGAGCGAAUCGCCGUAGCAUAGCACAACGUAUCCAUAUCACAUGAGAGUCAAUAGCCCAAAUGGACAUGUGGAAG
Messenger RNA from Trematosphaeria pertusa, 2161 nucleotides. RefSeq names its product alpha/beta-hydrolase. The record is from RefSeq and is a predicted model, not a curated record. The coding region runs from base 93 to 1940 and encodes 615 amino acids. Gene Ontology annotation, biological process: multivesicular body membrane disassembly; neutral lipid catabolic process; piecemeal microautophagy of the nucleus. The transcript has a single exon. Gene Ontology annotation, molecular function: glycerophospholipase activity. NCBI's taxonomy places the organism in Eukaryota, Fungi, Ascomycota, Dothideomycetes, Pleosporales, Trematosphaeriaceae.